AUGACCCCUGCCGAAGCCCAAGAAGAGCGUGAGAACAUCUACCACCCAGAUCUUCCUUUUGUUGAGCGCAUCGAGGCGUGCAUCCAGCGCUACCGCGCCCGCCGCCGACUGGGCGCCUCGGACCAGAUCUUCAACAAAUACCUCUUCCUUGGCGGCAUCGACUCCACCCCGCGCAUGUUUAGUGGCCACGUCGAUGCCGACUUUCAAGACAUGAGCCCGGAGGAGAAGCGGGCCGCGACUGCCGUCGACACCGUCCACGUGUCCGGCGGCGGCAGCCGCUUCUACAACGACAGCGAGCGGGCCGGCUGGGACGUUGACUUUGCUGGCGUCGCUGCGGGCUUCUUGUCUGAGAACCUCCCGACGAUGACCGCCUGGGACUACCCCCAGAUGGGAAAGGCCGUCGGCGUGUUGGAGAACUUUCUCACAUACGUUCUCCAGCACGAUGUCUGCCCCGAGUAUGAUGCCAAUGUCAAGGAGGCACUGGCUGUCUGUCAGAGAGCCAAGGUCGAGCUGCCCCAGACGCACCAGGCGCUCCUGUUCUUCCCCGGAGAGUUCAACCUGGCGUUGUCGGAGCUGUUCUGCGAAGAUUACUACUUCUUCGGGGAGGGCGAGUUUCAAAGGCCCGCAAACUUUGCACCCGAGAACGUCUUCAAGGUUGCGUUAUCAACAGUGGGGAGCCAGAAGCAGUAUGAAGCAGUGAUGGAGGGCUUGGCCAGCAAGUCCGUCAAGGUCGUUAGCGAGGAGGAAUGCAGCAUGGAAGUCGUUUCCGUCCACCGCCCUAGCACCGAGUCACGCAACCUCGUCCGCAGCGUCGCGUUAGACCAAGGAGGGCCAUUCGCGCCCAUCGGUUGGAUAGUCGCAAAGCCGUGCCUUAUUGAAGACGGCUUCGAUCGUGGAGAGCACUUUGAGCUGUCAGAGAAGGAGGAGACCUUUUUCCUGGACGACGCUAUCCUCUCGAGACUGGAGCCAGGAUUCAAGCUGCAGCUCUGCGUCUGCGAGCUCAACAUUGGCAUCAGGUUCAUCAAGCAGGCGCGGCUCGUGCUCGUCGAAUGGCACACCUUUCUGCCGCAGAAUCUCAUGCUGCAUUUCAAGGAGCCCGUGCCGAAUGACCGGCCUCCUCAGUCGGCCGCAGCGCCCGAGGCUGAAGGUGGUCCUGCCAAGGCGGCCAAGCGGGUGUCGGCAGAGUCAUGA
This is a messenger RNA of Colletotrichum graminicola M1.001, 1191 nucleotides long. RefSeq names its product argonaute siRNA chaperone complex subunit Arb1. Bases 1 to 1191 code for a protein of 396 amino acids. Gene Ontology annotation, cellular component: ARC complex. The transcript has 3 exons. The record is from RefSeq and is a predicted model, not a curated record. Gene Ontology annotation, biological process: regulatory ncRNA-mediated gene silencing. Lineage: Eukaryota; Fungi; Ascomycota; Sordariomycetes; Glomerellales; Glomerellaceae.